AAGAUUUGAAAGCAUUAUUGAACAAGAUGACAUAAAUUAAAAAGUAAAGUAAAUAAUAUAUUGCCAAUAUUAUUUCAUUCUACUCUAGUACAAAUGGCAAUUGAUUGAAUGUUUUGUUCAAUAAAAGGACUCCCAGAGAUUCAGUUGGGUUUUAGGUGUUAUCAAUGCGAUGCAAUCGGUUUAUUACAAGUUAAAGGAUGGACUUGGCACUUCCAUAUCACCAGUCACUCCAAAGGCAAAAGUCGUUAGACCAUCGACUGCUCUUAACAUUGUUUUUAAUCAAAAUUCAAGGGAAUCCAAAUAUAAAGGCCCCUCUUCCCGCUUAUCGAAGAUAGCCACAUUGUAUUACAAAGGAGACCACGGAAAAGAGACGAGAAAGUAAGAGCAGAAAAUCUACGAACAAAAGACAGGGUUCCACUGUUACCAAUCGAAAUAAAUCGAUUGUAAUUUUGCGACCGCAUGAAAGAAAAAGUAAAACUCGAAACAGCCGCCAAAUCAAGUCGAUUUCGACUGAAUAUAAUUUACAAAUGAAAUCCGCCGAAAUGUCCACUGGCACGAGCAGAACUUGUGAUUCGGAUCACGACGGCCGACUUAUCAUGAAGGAGCAUUUCCGGCUGCAAGUGGAUAAAUUAUUCAACAUGCUAUUUUCUAGCACUUCCACAUUUAUAGCAGAUUUCCAUGACAAGCGCAAAUCCACGGAGCUAUGCAUGGGUCCAUGGAAGAACGGGAAGGAUGGCCAGCAGGUGAGGCACAUCAAUGUCACAGUUGCUCUCCAAGCAAACGUUGGACCCAAGUCGUCAAAGGUAACCGAAUUCCAAACAAUGCGAGCUUGCAGCUGUCCUGGAGAGAUAUACUCCAUAGAUGUGCUGAGCGUUAACGAGGGCAUACCAUAUGCCGACGUAUUCAACAUAGCAACACACUACUGUCUGGUACGGUCAGAGAACAACGGGACUGAUAUGUUGGUCUUUGGUAAUGUCAAUUUUAUCAAGUCCACCUGGGCCGUGGUCAAGGCAUUCAUUGUGAAGCAUUCAUACGAGGGUCUGUCCGAGUACUUUCAUUGCCUAAGUGAACAACUACAAGAAGUUUCCAAAAAGGAAAAGAAAUGAUUUAUUUGGUGGGUCAAGUCUAGCUUCAUAAAGCCUUGUCCUUGUUCUCAACAACCUUCAUUCAUCAUCAAAUACGAUGUAUCAGAAUUAACUUAAUCUGAUUUCAGGGGGAUUUCAACUUAUUGCAAUUCACUUGAUUAAACUCAUCUUGUUUUUA
Molecule: messenger RNA, 1263 nt
Organism: Drosophila hydei
Lineage: Eukaryota; Metazoa; Arthropoda; Insecta; Diptera; Drosophilidae
Product: protein Aster-B
Exons: 2
Coding region: 528-1106 (192 amino acids)
Biological process (GO): intracellular sterol transport
Cellular component (GO): endoplasmic reticulum-plasma membrane contact site; plasma membrane; endoplasmic reticulum membrane
Molecular function (GO): sterol binding; sterol transfer activity
Source: RefSeq, a predicted model, not a curated record